Messenger RNA from Suillus subalutaceus, 1289 nucleotides. RefSeq lists its product as uncharacterized. The record is from RefSeq and is a predicted model, not a curated record. The coding region runs from base 1 to 1242 and encodes 413 amino acids. Lineage: Eukaryota; Fungi; Basidiomycota; Agaricomycetes; Boletales; Suillaceae. The transcript is spliced from 3 exons.
AUGAAGCUGGGAUUGCAGCCCUCGUUUGCCUCAUCGGCUUUGUUGGCUUCCCUCGGAGCUCGAUGUCCAUCCAUUCGGGAGCUCGACUGUGCAUGUCAUGGUGAUUCUGAAGAAAGUUCCGAUAUAAUUGUAGAAGCCCUAUGUGGCUUGCGGAAGCUUUUUCGUCUUCAAACGGGAGUCCUUCAUACCGGAGACCUUGUUCGUUUGGCUUCAUUACCGUCGUUGAAGUCUCUGUACUUUGACCUGAUGGAUUACGAUAUCGACGAGCCGCAAAUUCAUUCCACUCCAACAAGUCUCUCCCAACUCGAUGAAGUGUACAUCACUGCACCGUCACAUUCCGUCCUUAAUCACUGUCUCAAAAAUGUCCGUUGUCUCUCCUGUCGAUCAUUGAAAAUGUCUGUGGAUCCCAAUUAUUUCGGCGAUGAUCCAGAGGUCUUGUUACUCCUGUACGGUCCGUUGGAAUUUACAGACAUCAUCUCCCUCUCGCAGUGCUUCUCUCCUGUUCUUGAGGAACUUGUUUUUGAAUUGGAGUUCGAAUUCAGCGGCUUCAACGACGAAGACACACUUGCUAAUCCCAUGUUUGCACUUGGCUUUGACACGGUUGUCCCAUUGCUGUCGUUUAGUCGGUUGACAAACUUACGGCUUGAUUGGAUUUGCACUUCGGCCAUUGAUGACGCCUCACUCAAGACGAUUGCGCAAUCCUGGCCUCAGCUCGAGACUUUUUGGUUCGGAGGUUCGGUCCCAUGGCUGGUCCCGCCAUCUCUCACCUCCAUAGGAUUUGCCCACCUCAUAUGUCAUUGCCGGCGCUUGUGCGACAUUCAAAUGUCCUUUCGUGCAUAUCCAGUCGAUAUCAACAGCGAGCCGUUCUCUAAAACCAUCCCCAACGAGAAUAUCACCAGUUUUUCUGUGGGGGUGUCUCCAAUUAUCGAUCCCAUCGGUGUGGCUUGUCAACUGCGUAGAUUGCUGCCCAAGUUGGCUGAAAUCUACUUCCUCGACUGGCUCGCUGACGAGCUCCCCGUGCCGUCGUCAUUUGAACAUUAUGAGGAUGGAUGGAGUAGGGUGAAUGAGUUCCUGGGGGUCUGGCGAAUGCGUUCGGCAUCUUUCGGUGCACUGCUUCUGGGGUCACUGCUUCAGGGGUGGAGCGGCUUUGUCUGGGCUAUGGUGUCUUUCUCGAGUGCCCUGGUGUUGGACGCUGUUUUGAUGAAGAACGUACGGAGGCUUCUAGACGGUUUAGUCGACUAACGUGUUCUUGCCAUAAUUUACUACAAGCAAAUUGGUUCCGCGGCACC